CAACCCCACAAGGUCAGAGUGUACCACGCCUUGACACUGGAUGCUGGAGACCUAGGAGCUGCUGGGACAUUGUCAGAUAACCAGAAACAAUGUUGACGAGGUCGGUGUGUAUGACGAUACUUCUGCUGGUGUUGACCGGGGUAGUCAAAGCUCACAUUCACUUCCUCCGUCUAGUAGUCCUGGCACUGGCGGGUCUCGCUGGAAUGUACAUGGUCCACCUUCUGGCCAACGACUGGACCAAGAUACGCCCCAACCGCCCCAGCGCUGGUAGGCUGCUGCAGUCUGCGCUGCAAGGCAUCUCCAAGAGGUCUAUACCUGAUGCGAUGCUGGAAGAACGAGUGAAUGAGAUACCGAGCCUAGAGGCGGCGCUACAUCAAGACCCUCUGGGAUGUGCUCGUAAGCUGGUAUGCGCUCUGGCGGCGAGACCCAGCAACUCUCUCAGUCGAGAGGAGGUCAACAUACUCGCCAUGAUAAGGGUGAACGUUGGCCGCAGAGGGGCCAAAGAGUUCAGAGAAGCUGAAGACCUCGGAGCCAAGUCACGGCGGGAAGCAAUAUGUGAUCAGAAAUUCAACAAGUGCUUCUUCUCUUCGCGGCAACUCGUUAAGAUCCUCCGAAGUUUCUAG
Macrosteles quadrilineatus (aster leafhopper) is the source of this 623-nucleotide messenger RNA. RefSeq lists its product as uncharacterized. The record is from RefSeq and is a predicted model, not a curated record. The transcript has 4 exons. Bases 90 to 623 code for a protein of 177 amino acids. Lineage: Eukaryota; Metazoa; Arthropoda; Insecta; Hemiptera; Cicadellidae.